AUAAUUGGCCGUCCUCUCUGUCGGAGGCUGACCUCUUUCCCGCGAUGACAGUUUCCUGCAGUCUGGCUGAGAGACGGACUGGUCGUCUUCACAGCAGGAUGUACUGAAGGGGAAAGAGGGUAAUCUGAGUUUAACUGGUCGCCAUGCAGAGGACUGGGCUUGUCGAGUGAAUUUUAGUUUAUUUUCCAGGGAAGAGCGAAUGUCGCAGGCUAAUACCGAGAGGAAAUGAGUAGCAGUGCCGGGACCAGGACGGAAGGUUCGGCGGGACCAGCUGUUAAGGAGAACGGGCCAGCCGGAGCGCCCAACAGCAUGGUGAGCCCUAACGUGAGCCCGCCUCUGUCCCCGGACGAGCUGGACGAUGAGCCGCAGUCAUCUCUGACAGAUGUCACCCAAAUGUGGAUUAAAUUUGCCAAGACUUUUGCCAUCAUCUUCCCUAUCUACAUCUUGGGAUACUUUGAGUUCAGCUUCAGCUGGGUUCUGAUCGGACUCGCCAUGUUGUUCUAUUGGAGGAAGAACCACGGCAAUAAAGACUACAGGAUAAACCGUGCCUUAGCAUUCCUGGACCAUGAGGAUAAAACAGCGAGGCAAAGUGUUCCUACUACUGAGCUGCCACCAUGGGUCCAUUAUCCAGAUGUUGAGCGGGUGGAGUGGCUGAAUAAGACGGUGAAACAAAUGUGGCCGUUUAUCUGCCAGUUCGUGGACAAGCUGUUCAGAGAGACCAUCGAGCCGGCGGUGAAGGGCGCCAACCCGCACCUCAGCUCCUUCUGCUUCACCAAGAUCGACAUGGGCGACAAGCCGCUGAGAGUGAACGGGGUGAAAGUUUACACAGAGAACGUGGACAAGAGGCAGGUCAUCAUGGACCUGCAGAUCAGUUUCGUUGGGAAUACAGAGAUCGAUGUGGACAUCAAGAAAUACUAUUGCCGAGCUGGAAUCAAGAGUAUACAGCUUCAUGGAGUGAUGAGAGUGGUGAUGGAGCCUCUGCUGGGAGACAUGCCUCUAAUCGGAGCCCUGUCUGUGUUUUUCCUCAAGAAACCGUCGCUGGACAUCAACUGGACAGGACUCACAAACAUGCUGGACAUUCCCGGUGUCAAUGGUUUGUGUGACAACAUCAUCCAGGACAUCAUCUACAGCUACCUGGUCCUGCCAAACCGCAUCACCAUCCCGCUGGUGGGAGAAGCCCAGCUGGCCAAACUCCGCUUCCCGAUGCCCAAAGGCGUCCUGCGGAUCCACUUCAUUGAGGCCCAGGAGCUGCUGGGUAAAGACAAGUUCCUGGGUGGGCUGAUUAAAGGCAAGUCAGACCCGUACGGGGUCAUCCAGGUCGGGACCCAGCUCUUCCAGAGCAAAGUCAUCCACGAGACUGUCAACCCCAAAUGGAACGAGGUGUACGAGGUGCUGGUGUACGAACACUCGGCACCGAAUCUGGAGAUCGAGCUGUUUGAUGAAGACACCGAUAAAGACGACUUCCUGGGAAGUCUGAUGAUCGACAUGAACGAGCUCCAGAGGGAACAGAAGGUGGACGAGUGGUUUAUGAUGGACGACGUUGCUACGGGGAAGCUGCACCUCAAACUGGAGUGGUUGUCUCUGCUGCCCACACCGGAGAAGCUGGACCAGGCCCUGAUGAGCAUCAAAGCCGAUCGCGGUCACGCCAACGACGGCUUGUCGUCCGCUGUGCUCGUCGUCUUCCUGGAUUCAGCCAGAAACCUGCCGCGCAAUCCGUUAGAGUUCAACCAAGCAGGGCUGAAGAAGGCCUCGGUCAAUAAGGCCAUCAAGUCUGGCAAAAAAGUGACCAGCGAUCCCAGUCCGUUUGUCCAGUUCAGAGUGGGACACAAGUCCUUCGACAGCAAGACCAGAUAUAAAACCAAUGAACCGGUGUGGGAGGAAGCCUUCACCUUCCUCAUCCACAACCCUAAAAGCCAAGAGUUGGAGGUUGAGGUGAAGGACGAGAAACACGAGUGCUCACUGGGGACGUUCACGCUGCCUCUGAGUCGUCUGCUGGAGGCGAACGACAUGACGCUGAACCAGCGCUUCCCCCUCAAGAACUCCGGACCGAGCUGCACUCUGAAGAUGAAGAUGGCUCUGCGGGUGUUGUGCCUGAACAAGGACACCUCCCUGCCCUCAGACUCCACCCCGUCCUCGGUGCAGGUCCGUAAGUCCAGCUCCUCCAGCUCCUCCAACCCGACCCCGCGGCCCUCCGUCUCCUCCGAGUCCCCCAAGCCGCCCGCCCCCGCCUCCACCUCCGAAAUCCCCCGCUCCGCCUCGGUGUCCGCACAGGACCUGCUGAACCGGCGGAGGGAGACCGAAGAGAUGGCCAGGUCCCCGGGAAGCACAGACUUGGGGCAAGGUGGUAGAGGAGCAGUAGCAGCAGCAGCAGGAGGAGGUCAGGGACUGGCGGAGAGCGGGAGGAGCACCUCCAACCUGGCCAUCUCGGGCUCCCAGCAGUACCUGGCCGGAGGCAAAGAGCCGACGCCCAGCAUCGCAUCAGACAUCUCCAACCCCUACGCUGCUCAGGAGCUGCAGCAGAGACUUCAGCAGCUGCAAAAUGGUUCUGGCCCCAGUCAUUUCCCGCUGGGUGAGAUCCAGCUGACGGUCAGACACAGCUCCCAGAGGAACAAGCUCAUCGUAGUCGUCCACGCCUGCAGAAACCUGAUAGCGUUCACUGAUCAUGGAUCAGAUCCUUACGUCCGCCUCUACCUGCUUCCUGACAAACGGAGGUCAGGCAGGAGGAAAACUCACACGUUCAAGAAGACCCUCAAUCCAGUUUAUGAUCAGACGUUUGAGUUCAGUGUUUCCCUCGUGGAGCUCCACAGACGGACUCUGGACGUCGCGGUGAAGAACGGCGGAGGUCUGCUCUCCAAACACAAAGGCCUUCUGGGAAAGGUUCUGGUGGAUCUGACCCACGAUGAGAUCACGAAGGGCUGGACGCAAUGGUAUGAGCUGAGUGAAGACGGCACGACGAAGCCUCACCAACUAUAGACGGCACCGACACGUCAUCAUCAUCAUUACUAUCAUCAUCAUCAUCAUCAUCAUAUCACCACACUUCCACAUGAUACACUUCCACUUCAUUCUACAGUACAACAUGUUUUUGUUUUUUUUUAAUUUUCAUUAUUUGUAAUCAUUUUUUAAAAAAAAAAAAAAGGAAUCAGUGAAGCAGCUUUGACAUUCAUUUAAUCACAUCAGUCGCAAGGCAAACCUCCCCUUUAAGAAGUGACAGGCUGAUAGACUAAAGGGAGUAUAAACAACACGUAGAGUACUAUAUAUUACACAACGUACUGCGAUGGAAGUGUAUAUUCCAUAUUUAUAGAAGAAAACUAUAACGGCUGUAGAGGAAAACAAUCUAUUUUUUUUUUGCUGUUGCAGCAGUUUCCUGCCUCGAGUAAAGAACGACGGUGUACAACUUUGUAAAUAUGUACAAUGAUGCUGGACAAAACAGACGGUGUAUUCUAGAAACGUGAGAGAGAGAGGUGUGGUCUCUUACUUGGCCAAAUGAUUGUUUGUAAUUUUAUUUGAUUCUUUUUUUUUUUUUUUUUUUUUUUUUAAUGAAAAACAUUCUGGACAAAGUUUCUGAUGCAAAGCGGGUGCAGCAGCAGGUAGGCUGUCGCAGGGGGGAAGACGCCACCAAAGAGACGCAAAGUAUUUGAUUUUUUUUUACCCUCCGGGGUUUCGGUAACACAAAUGCAUGCUGGCUUUAUUUCACUGCAUCAAAAUGUGUAUUAAUCAACUGAACAACAUUGGAAAUACACA
This is a messenger RNA of Thunnus maccoyii (southern bluefin tuna), 3741 nucleotides long. RefSeq names its product extended synaptotagmin-like protein 2a (gene esyt2a). The record is from RefSeq and is a predicted model, not a curated record. Gene Ontology annotation, molecular function: lipid binding. Gene Ontology annotation, biological process: lipid transport. Lineage: Eukaryota; Metazoa; Chordata; Actinopteri; Scombriformes; Scombridae. The transcript is spliced from 24 exons. Bases 226 to 2973 code for a protein of 915 amino acids.